CACUGCUGUCGCGAGAGAGAGAGAGAGAGAGAGAGAGAGAGAGAGAGAGAGAGAGAGACAAGUUUCCUCUGCUCUUGGCGCACGGUCGCACAUCGCUCACUUCAAAUAAUGGCACCCAUGCGUCCGCGUGAAGCGCUGUUGCGUUCGGAGUCACGGUGCUUUCAAGAGAUCUGAGAAACCCAAAAAGUGUCACCAUGGCUGAAUUUGGAGAGAACAAAAGAGCCGUCGGUCUGCAGGUUGCUGGCUGGAAAGCUGCGUCAGGAGGAGCCGGGAUGAGCCUGGAGACGCACCGAGCAGAGCCGGUGUCAAACGGAAACUGCAGCGUGUCAGACACCGUGAAGAGGGUCCAAAACGAAUCCAGCUGCGAGUCCCCGACGGGGGAGAGCGCGGGAUCAGUUUCAGCCUCCAAACCAAUUCCUCGACGCAGCAGUCUGAUCAAGGAUGGGUCACGUGCUGGUCGGGAGAGGAAGAAGACAGUGUCCUUCAGCAGCAGCCUCUCAGAGAAGAAGAUCAGCAGCGCUGCAGACUGUAUCCACUCCAUGGUGGAGGGGAUUGAGCUGAGGAAAAUUCGUACCAACUCACGUGUAUACCAGCGUUACUACCUGCUGGAUGCAGGCCUCCAGGCUCUAUGCUGGGAGCCAUCCAAGAAGGAGUCAGACAAAGCUCGCAUCUCGCUGGCCUCCAUACGAGAGGUACGGACAGGUCGUAACACAGAAAUCUUCCGCACCAGUGGAGUUUAUGAGCAGAUUUCAGAGGACUGUGCAUUCUCUAUCAUCUAUGGAGAGAUGUAUGAAAGUUUGGACCUGGUGGCCAACUCUGCUGAAGUGGCUAACAUUUGGGUGACUGGCCUGAGGUAUCUGAUGCAGUAUGGGAAACACGCCUUGGACAUGCUUGCCAGCAGUCAGGACAGCCUUCGAAUUGGCUGGCUGGAGCAGCUGUUCUCCUCUGCCGCUGAAUCGGACGGACAGGAAGAUGCAGAGGAAGGGAUGCGCUUGCAGUUAGCUGUUAAAUUGAUACAGGGCGUGAACCCUGGGGUGGGCAGAGGCAAAGUGGAGCACAGGUUUAAAGAGCUUCAAAGAGUUAGGGAGAGGAUGCGUGGGCUUACUCUAGAUAGCAAAUCUGGAGUCAAAGAUAAUGCCGAAAACAAAAUACUAAUAGGAAGAAAUGAGCGAGUCACCAGGCAGGAGUUCAUUGAGGUCUUCCAUGACUUCUGCACACGCCCGGAGAUCUACUUUCUGUUGGUGCAGUUCUCUAGUAACAAGGAGUUCCUAGACACCAAGGACCUGAUGAGGUUCCUUGAGGCUGAGCAAGGCAUGGCUCAAGUAAGUGAGGAGACGAGCCUGAAGCUCAUCCAGGCCCAUGAGCCAUCGGAGCAAGGCCGGCAGCAGGGAUACCUGUCACUGGAUGGUUUUACCAGCUACCUCACCUCGGUAGAGUGCCACCUUUUUGAUAGCGAGCAUGACACCGUGUGCCAGGACAUGUCCCAGCCUUUGUCUCACUACUACAUCAGCUCCUCCCACAACACCUACCUCAUUGAGGACCAGUUUCGAGGUCCGUCCGACAUCUCCGGCUACAUCCGUGCUCUCAAGAUGGGUUGUCGGUGUGUGGAGGUAGACAUCUGGGACGGUCCCGAUGAGGAGCCGGUGGUGUGUACUGGACACACACUCUCCCCACCACUGCUCCUGCGUUGUGUGUUAGAAGCAAUUGGAAAAUUUGCAUUUGUGGCCUCACAGUACCCAUUAAUUAUAUGUAUUGAGAACCAUUGUUCACUUCAACAACAGAAAGUGAUGUGGCAACAUCUUAUAGGAAUACUAGGUAAGAGUUUAUACACAGAUCCCCCUUAUGAAGGGGAUUUAUACCUGCCAUCGCCGCAUGCUCUAAGGAAUCGAAUUCUUCUAAAGGGUAAAAAGUUGGGGCCAGGUUCUGAUGGGGAGGAUGGGGAGGUGAGUGAGGAGGAUGAAGGGGCAGAGUUGUGUCAAAGGAUGAAGGCGGCUAACAGUGGAGGGACAGCGCUUGGAGGGAAUGAGAAGGACAUGGUGCAGAAAACUGUCUCUUUCACAGCUGUCACUCAGUCUAAUCCUCCUCAUCUUCUUCCCAAACGUUUCCAACUCUUGAAAGAGCUCUCUGACCUAGUAACUCUUUGCCGCUCAGUCCACUUUAUUGACUUCCCAACAUCAUCCAAAAGCCAAAACCCUUGGGACCUGUGUUCCUUUCAUGAGUCUCUGGCGGUGCGUCUCGCUAGCGAGAGCCCUGGCGACUUUGUCAAUCACAACAAGCAUUUCCUGUCGCGGGUCUACCCCAACCCCAUGCGUAUUGACUCGAGCAACAUGAACCCUCAGGACUUGUGGAAGUGCGGUUGCCAGAUUGUGUCCAUGAAUUUUCAGACAGCAGGACUGAUGAUGGACCUGAACACAGCCUGGUUCAGGCAGAACGGGAACUGUGGUUAUGUUCUGCGGCCAGCCAUCAUGCGGCAGGAGGUGUCUUAUUUCAGUGCCGACACCAGAGACACAGUACCUGGUGUGUCUCCACAGCUGCUCCAUGUCAAGGUGAUAAGUGGCCAGAAUCUGCCCAAGCCAAAGGGUGCUGGGGCCAAAGGAGAUGUGGUGGACCCCUACGUGUACGUUGAGAUCCACGGCAUCCCGGCUGACUGCACAGAGCGCCGCACCAGGACGGUGACACAGAAUGGGGACAACCCUGUCUUCGAUGAGAGCUUUGAGUUCCAGAUCAACCUGCCGGAGCUUGCCAUGGUUCGCUUUGUGGUGCUGGAUGAUGACUUCAUAGGGGAUGAGUUCAUAGGUCAGUAUACCAUCCCUCUGGACUGUCUUCAACCGGGAUACCGACAUGUACCACUGCAGUCUUUGACAGGGGAGGAACUUACCCAUGCCAAGCUGUUUGUCCAUGUGGCCCUCACUAAUCGGCGAGGAGGGGGAAAGCCUUACAAAAGGGGACUGUCUGUGCGAAAAGCCCGCAAGGGGAGGGACUACACCGCCCUGAGGGACUUGGGGAUCCGGGCUGUGGACGAGGUUUUCAAGAUGGCUAGUCUUCCGCUGAGAGAAGCCACUGACCUAAGGGAAAAUAUGCAGAACUCUGUAGCCGUGUUCAGGGAGCUGUGUGGAGUGUCUGCAGUGGCUAACCUCAUGCAGUGUGUGCUAGCUCUGGGCUCCAGUGUGUCAGGACCAGACGGGACACCUUUACUAUUGUUUGACCUCAGGGACCACUACCCCACACUGGAGCCCCAGGGGCCGCUUCCCGACAUCCUUCGCCGGGUCGUCUCAACUUACGAAACGAUGGUCCAGACCAGCAGAGCAGUGAUCGAGCUCUCCGAUGGACUCCACGACAGGAUCCUGCAUAUACAGACAAUGGCCAUGGAGUUUCAUGAGAAGCUGCAGACUCUGGCGGCGAAGGAGGGGCUGAGGGGUCGCAAGGUCAGUCGGGCACUGGAGAGUUUCAGCUGGAACAUCACCAUCCUUAAGGGUCAGGCUGACCGGCUGAAGCACGCCAAAGCUGAAGUCCAGGAGAACAUGAAGCAGGUCCACGAUGCUGCUUUGACUGGAAACCUCACCAAGGAGAGUCCAGGAGUGAAAAGAGUCCGCUCCCAAACACGACGAGGCCAGGAUGACUAAACCACCACGUGUGCUAGAUGACCCUCUCGGCUUAGCAAGCAAAUAAAAGAGGACAUGACCAAACUGCCAACGUAGCUGCUGUGACAAACCCAUUUUUAUGUUACUAAAAUUGUCCCAAGGUCUUAAUUUGCCUUAGUGAGCUAUAGCAAGUACAGUGUUUAUAAAAGAGAAGAACAGAAGAGUUAAUGAAUGUAAAAGCCAUGCUCCACUCACAGAAAACACUUGGGAGUAGCAGGAGCCAAAGCACUGGUGAGAGGAGACGGGAGAAAAAUGACGAGGAUGAAUCAGGUUGCGCGAUGAAUGUAGAUGGAUUUUGAGCCAAGGCUAAGUUGUUUGUGCCGCAUUAAACUGUAAAUACAACAAAUGUCUAUCCACAUCUUAUGUACAAUGUGUCUUUAAGAGGGAGAAAAAAAAUGGUCAUGUUGUAGCUGGGUUUUCUUUUUUUUUUUUUACUUGCCACAUUUACAUUAGAAGCUUGUGAAGAUUGGGUUAAGUUUAAAUUAAACACAUUUUCUAAAUUAUAUAAAAAAUGGGAGAUAGGCAGGAGUCUGUUGAUGUUUUAUGUCUUUUAUCAUAAUAUCUGUUGGACCAGUGCAAUCCCUUUAUAUCCCUCUCCAACUUAUUUCCAUUAAGCAUUUGUAGGUUCUGGAUCGCUGCUCUUCAUCCAAUCAUCUUGAGGUCAUUUGUCUUGCCAUGAAGUUAUCCACUUCACCCUCUACAUAUUGUUGUCUCACAUACAGUAUUCUAUAUUUUUGUAUUUUCCUGAAGCCAUUAUGCUAACUAAAACCACGGUUACCCGCCAUAAUGAUCAACUCCAGACCGGUAAAAGUCUGUCUCUGGUAAACAAAUACUGUUAUGUUGAAAGUGCUUACUUUGUGUGCAAAACACUGUACAGUAUUUUACUAUGUAAUUUCAAUCCUUUUGCUGUAAAGAAUAUUUUACAUAAGUUAUUAAUCCUGAAUUAAAACAUUCCAGUUAUCGGUGCAGUAGAUGAGGCUCGACCUGUGCAGCUCUGUAAAAGGUUUUAGUUCAUUUUCCCUUAAGGUUGAGAUGGAAAUAAACUAGUUUUUAAAUGAC
This is a messenger RNA of Etheostoma cragini (Arkansas darter), 4700 nucleotides long. RefSeq names its product inactive phospholipase C-like protein 2. Gene Ontology annotation, biological process: intracellular signal transduction; lipid metabolic process. Lineage: Eukaryota; Metazoa; Chordata; Actinopteri; Perciformes; Percidae. Gene Ontology annotation, molecular function: phosphatidylinositol-4,5-bisphosphate phospholipase C activity. The record is from RefSeq and is a predicted model, not a curated record. Bases 195 to 3623 code for a protein of 1142 amino acids. The transcript has 12 exons.